UGUGAACAUUUUUGCUCACUGUCAAUUAUUUUACACCCAUAUAUGUGAUUAGUUUUGUAUUUAAACGAAAUUUGUUGUUUACGCUAAAUUAAAAGUGAUUAAGAGUUGAGUACUAUGGGGGAUGAUCGACCAUUGCAAUACAAUAUCAAGUGGGAUGUGUGGGAGGGCAAGCCCAUAACAGACAUUCAUUUCAAGAAUUACGGCAUCGUUAUAGAGUUUAUGUGGGAGAAUUCAUUUCUGCAGAGCAGCGUAUAUGAGGGACUCGGUCUGCACGAGUUGGCGGAAAUGAAGGGUAUUUAUACGGAUUAUUGUAGGCAUAUCUUACGGAACGAGUGCUCCGUGAUGAUGAUGAACGAGAGUGAGACCCAGAUUGAGGCCGUGGCCCUGCUUGAGUGGAUGACUGACGCUUGGCAUUCCUGGGUGUUUCUGCCCUCAUAUGUUGCGAAGGGUCUCUUCCAGAAGCUGAUCGAUUUGAAGGAACAGCUUAUGAGCGAUACCAAGAGGAACCUAAACUUGGAUAACUUUGAUUGCCUGAUGGUGCACGAAAUUGGCUUCCCAAGCGAAUUGUACGAGGACCAGCAUUUCGCGAUGUGCAUCUUCGACGUGUUCGGCAUGGUGGCCCAGCACAUGCACAUGCCUCGAGUCUGCUUCAUCGCCCUGACCUGCAAGGACCAGUAUAUGUCUGCAUUGGCCGAGUACACCGAAUACGGCAGAUCGAUCUACUCCAUUUAUAAGGCUGAGGGCAAUAAGCGGCCAUUCGAUUGCCUGCGCGACCUGGAUGAAAUGUACGCCCUGCUCUAUGUGCUGCCUCUGGAUCCGAUACUGCAUUAUAUGGAAUGGCCUGGAUUCGAGGCCUUCCACGAAGCUCUAAAGGCAAAAGAGCUCAAGGAGAAGGAGGAGGAGUUGAUGCGACAAAAUGAUCUGUGAAACAAAUAGAUAUACUUAUGUAAAUAGAUUAAAUCGUAAAACAAUUUGUUCCCAGGUGUA
This is a messenger RNA of Drosophila montana, 987 nucleotides long. RefSeq lists its product as uncharacterized. The record is from RefSeq and is a predicted model, not a curated record. The transcript is spliced from 3 exons. Lineage: Eukaryota; Metazoa; Arthropoda; Insecta; Diptera; Drosophilidae. Bases 115 to 927 code for a protein of 270 amino acids.